UGAAGCCCUAGGGGGUGGAGAGGCCAAUGGGAUUUAAGGGGGUUUAAUCAUCAUAGCACCACCUCUGGCAGGGGUUGGGCUGCUGGGCAGGGAAUGAGGAAACCACAAAUCAUCCCCCCUGACCUGUCCUGCUGGAUCUGUCUCAGCUUUCAGAUCAGCUGGGGAGUCUGGAGCAGUGAGGGGAGCCAGGGCCAGGAUCCCCACCCCCGCUCGGCAUUGCUGCUGCUGAAUUGACUCAGUCAGCCCAAGAGGAGUGGAUCCCAGCCCAGCACCUGCAGCAGCGUCUGUAGCCCGAGUGUCAAUGAGAGAGACAUUGGGGCCAGCAACUGGGGCUGCUGAGAGGGAAGAGCCGCUGCAGGGGAGAGUUAACGGCAAUGGACACCAGGAGACUGGAUGGUGGCCAGAACCUCGUCAUAAUGGCAAGAAAUGCGCAGUCGCCCUCGCAGCCGCUGUGUUCUUAGGUCUCAUCAUCACUGUUAUUGUCCUGGCAGUGUUGUUAUCUGAGCGUUCUUCAGCUGUUCUCAGCCCCAUGUGCCCUGCAUGCCCAGACGGCUGGAUCGGGUACCGAGGGAAAUGCUACUAUUUCUCUGAGGCCAAAGGGAACUGGACCUACAGCCGGAGCAACUGCUUUUCCCUUGGUGCCUCCCUGGCUGCGAUCGACACCCAGCAGGACCUGGCUUUCCUGCUGCGCUAUAAAGGCAAAUUUGACCACUGGAUUGGCCUCCAGAGGGACCCGGGGCAGCCCUGGAAAUGGGUCAAUGGCACCGAAUUCAACCACCUGUUUCCGAUAACAGCAGAUGGUGACUGCGCGUAUCUGACUGAGAAUGGGGUCAGCAGCUUGCGGUGCACCAGCGAGAGACACUGGAUCUGCACCAAUCCUGAUCCGUUUACAAAGGCGAAAGGGGGCUGAUAAGGGUAUUGUGGAAAUUAGCCCUGGAAAAACCUGGCUGUGAUCUCUGACCAUCGCAGCUGACAAAUUCCGGAAUAACAGGGAUUGCUCUGAGCACG
Messenger RNA from Mauremys mutica (yellowpond turtle), 1008 nucleotides. Its product is annotated as C-type lectin domain family 2 member D-like. The coding region runs from base 302 to 910 and encodes 202 amino acids. The record is from RefSeq and is a predicted model, not a curated record. NCBI's taxonomy places the organism in Eukaryota, Metazoa, Chordata, Testudines, Geoemydidae. The transcript is spliced from 5 exons.